Neolamprologus brichardi is the source of this 2933-nucleotide messenger RNA. NCBI's taxonomy places the organism in Eukaryota, Metazoa, Chordata, Actinopteri, Cichliformes, Cichlidae. The record is from RefSeq and is a predicted model, not a curated record.
UGGCGGCGCCUACAGUGCAAUCGUGAGCCAGGAAAACAGGUCGUUUACAACGGUUUUUAAGGCUGGUUGGGAUGUUUUCUUUAACACGGACUGGUGUAUUCUGUUAUUGCGAGCACAGCGCGGAAAUAAAGGAGUAGGAAAUAAAACGACGCAAUCAUGCGGGUGUCCGUGAGAAGGCUGGCGCUGUAUCCCCUGUUUGCAGCCCAAAGGAGCGGAGCCCUCCAGAGUCCAUUUCUGCACCAAAUUUCACCCAGGAGUCGCACCCUGUUCAGUGAGACGGGCGUGUGGGAGAAGGACUAUCGAACGGAGACCAGACGCAAAGUGGAGGAAUGGUGGCACCCACGAAUUAUGGCGCAGUGGCGGAAGGAUGCAGUGGGGGAGAGUCCCCACAAGAAGAAGUUUUAUGUCCUCUCUAUGUUUCCUUACCCAUCAGGGCGACUGCAUAUGGGCCAUGUGCGAGUGUAUACCAUCAGUGACACCAUUGGUCAUUUCCAAAAAAUGAGAGGGCAUCAGGUCUUAAAUCCAAUGGGCUGGGAUGCCUUUGGACUUCCUGCUGAGAAUGCAGCCAUAGAGAGGGGGCUUGACCCAGAAGACUGGACUAAAAGUAACAUACAGUCUAUGCGGGAGCAGCUGGACACUCUCGGGCUUUGCUUCAACUGGGACCGGGAAGUGACCACUUGCCUCCCAGACUACUACAGGUGGACGCAGUAUCUAUUUAUCAAGCUCUUUGAAGCGGGACUGGCAUACCAAAAAGAGGCUGUGGUGAACUGGGAUCCUGUUGAUCAGACGGUGCUGGCUGAUGAACAGGUGGAUGAAAAUGGGCACUCCUGGAGGUCUGGAGCUCUGGUGGAGCAGAAGCUACUCACACAAUGGUUCAUCAAGACUACAAACUAUGCCAAGGUGAAUGGGAAGGAAACAGGAGAGACCCUGUUAGCCUACAGCUCCUCUCCGGAGACGGUGUACGGAGCUGCUUACCUGGCCAUCCUGCCCUCCCACAGACUGCUGCACGGCAGUAGCUCAGUGCGCUCCGCUCUGCAGGAAGCCUUUCAGCCAGGCAGAGACUCCCUGACAGACGUCACAGCUCACAACCUGUUCACCGGCCGUGAGGUUCCCCUGGUCAUCUCACACAAGGAGACUUUUGAUGACUAUCUGGAUACGGUGGUUGGUGUCCCAGACUGUAAUGAAGAGGAUCUGUCUGUAGCUAGAGCUCUGAAUCUGAGUUGGACAUCAGUGCUGAAAACUCAUGAAGAUGGGACACAAACCCUCAUCAACUCUGAGGAGUUCUCAGGCCUUACCAGAGAGCAAGCCUUUAACUCUAUUACCCAGAAGGCCAAAGAACAGAAGGUUGGAGGCUACCUAACCAGCUCCAAGCUCAGAGAUUGGUUGAUAUCCAGACAGCGAUACUGGGGCACACCCAUCCCUGUGGUGCACUGUGGGUCAUGCGGUCCGGUCGCAGUCCCUGAGGAGGAGUUACCAGUUACUCUGCCAAAGCUGCCGUCGAUUACAGGAAAGGGGGCGUCGCCUCUAGAAGCGGCACAUGACUGGGUCAACUGCAAAUGUCCCAGAUGCAAGGGCCCAGCGAGGAGGGAAACUGACACCAUGGACACAUUUGUGGACUCGGCCUGGUAUUAUUUUAGAUACACAGACCCUCACAAUGCAUACAGGCCUUUUGAGCGCCACUUGGCAGACCACUGGCUUCCUGUGGACGUGUACAUCGGAGGGAAGGAACACGCUGUUAUGCACUUGUACUAUGCUCGCUUCCUCUGUCAUUUCUGCAAGGAUCAGGGUCUUGUGGCUCACAGGGAACCUUUUCGGAAGCUCCUGGUCCAGGGUCUGAUCAAGGGCCAGACGUUUAAGCUUGCAGGCAGUGGCCAGUACCUAAAGAGAGAAGAAAUAAACUUCACAGAUAAGGAGCCAGUGGCUCUGAGUGGCGGUCGCGUUGAGGUGACGUGGGAGAAGAUGAGCAAGUCCAAACACAACGGGCUGGACCCCCAAGACGUGGUCCAGCAGUACGGCGUGGACACAGUACGACUAUACAUCCUCUAUGCGGCACCGCCUGAACAGGACAUCCUGUGGAAUGCUAAGACCGAUGCUCUUGCUGGCGUUCUGCGAUGGCAGUCUCGACUGUGGCAGCUGGUGACCAAGCUGAGAGCAGCACGGCAGCUCGGAGAUGUCCCCAACCCCAGACUGCUGAAAAAGAAAGAGCUCGCAGAGGCCAAAAAGAUCUGGGAGAACAAGAACUACGCAAUUCAAGAGGUGACGACGCACUUCACAGAGGACUUCCUGUUCAACGCAGCCAUAUCUCGCCUAAUGGGACUCACUAACACACUGAGCAGUGCAACAGUCAGGCUGUUGCAACACAGCGUGGAGUUUGAGGAAGCUCUGGCUGCCCUGGUUAUGAUGACAGCACCCAUGGCCCCUCACUUAGCUUCUGAGCUUUGGGCAGGUCUUUGCCAGGUGAAACACCCUCUCAGCCCCAUCCUCCAACAUGAAGGGGAUGUCCUGCAGCAGUCCUGGCCGACUGUGGACCCAGAGUAUCUGGAGGUCCCUGACUUUGUGGAAUUGUCUGUACUGAUAAACAACAAGUCCUGUGGCAUGGUGACCGUCCCUGUGCAGGUGUCCAAAGAUACCAGUCGGGUACAGCAGCUGGUUCUGGAGAGCCCCGUCGGACAGAAGUUUCUGAGCGAACGCAGCAUAAAGAGAGCCAUCCUGUCUCCCAGGACUGCUCUCAUCAACUUCCUUGUUGAUGAGUGACACUGGAUUGUUCACCACUGCUUUUGAGACAGACAAAAGAGGUGGACUUUUUAAAAAUCUAUUUAAGAAAACAUAAAAGGCUGAACGUCAGUUCAGAUAAAAAUUCAAUGAUAUCAAUGUAAAUAUCUAUAUAGACAUUUUAUUUAUAUGUUUUCUAUUUUAAUAAAAGAGCAACUGCA